Molecule: messenger RNA, 1254 nt
Organism: Pestalotiopsis fici W106-1
Lineage: Eukaryota; Fungi; Ascomycota; Sordariomycetes; Amphisphaeriales; Sporocadaceae
Exons: 3
Coding region: 1-1254 (417 amino acids)
Biological process (GO): NADPH regeneration
Cellular component (GO): cytoplasm
Molecular function (GO): nucleotide binding; oxidoreductase activity
Source: RefSeq, a predicted model, not a curated record
AUGGCGUCGGAAAAGAAGCUCGUCAAUGUUGGUACGGGAGAGUAUACCACCGGCUUCGUGGGAGGUGGCGCGUCUGGAUCAGACAAGAAAGUUGGCGUUGUUGGUCUGACGCUGUUCGAUUUGCGACGUAGAGGCAAGGUUGGCAAGCUGAGCAUGGUGGGUACCAAUGGCACCAAGUUUCCUGCCAUCAGACAACAUCUCGAUACCAACAUUUCCAAAGUGUACAACAACCUAGACACCUCGUUCGACUCGUUCCCUGCCAAUGACGCCAAAGAUCCAGAUGCCUACAAGGCCGCUAUUGAUGCUCUGAGCCCUGGCGAUGCCAUUACAAUCUUCACGCCUGACACCACACACUACCCGAUCGCCUUGUAUGCCAUUGAGCGUGGCAUUCACGUGCUCAUCACCAAGCCCGCAGUCAAGACCCUCGAUCACCACCUGGCGCUCAUUGAGGCGGCCAGGAAGAAGAAUGUCUUUGUAUUCAUCGAGCACCACAAGCGAUUCGAUCCCGCUUAUGCCGAUGCCAGAUUCAAGGCCAAGAAGCUGGGCGACUUCAACUACUUUUACUCCUACAUGUCGCAACCGAAAUCACAGCUAGAGACAUUCAAGGCAUGGGCCGGUGUGGACUCGGACAUUUCCUACUACCUGAACAGCCAUCACGUUGAUAUCAACGAUUCAAUGGUCACCCAGCUGGGAUACGAGCCCGUCAAAGUAUCUGCUUCUGGUGCCAAGGGUAUCGCUACCAGCCUCGGCUGUGAUCCCAUCACUGAAGACACCAUCACUGUGCUUGUUACGUGGAAGAAGAAGGACGAUCCCUCCAAGAUUGCCACCGGUGUCUACACGGCAUCGUGGACGGCGCCUCAGAAAGCCGGCGUCCACAGCAACCAGUACUUUCACUACAUGGCCUCUGGUGGAGAGGUGAGAAUCAACCAAGCAAAGCGUGGCUACGAUGUCGCCGACGAUGAGGCUGGACAGCUGCAGUGGUUCAACCCCUUCUAUAUGAAGUACGCCCCCGAUGAGGAGGGAAACUUCAACGGCCAGACUGGCUAUGGCUACAUCUCGUUUGAAAAGUUUGUCGAUGCAGUGAAUGCCCUCAAUGCAGGAACUGUCACACUCGAUGAGUUGGAUGCACGUGGUCUGCCGACCCUAGCCAACACAAUAGCUACAACGGCUAUUCUCCAUGCUGGCCGCAUUGCCAUUGAUGAGGACCGGGAGGUCAAGAUUGAGAUCAAGGACGGCUCAUGGAAGCUCGUCUAG